Funneliformis mosseae is the source of this 336-nucleotide messenger RNA. The record is from the annotation of a GenBank genome assembly. Lineage: Eukaryota; Fungi; Glomeromycota; Glomeromycetes; Glomerales; Glomeraceae.
AUGCACUAUCUUGAUGAGAAACGUUUCUGGCUUGUGGUUUCGUUAUGCGAAAAGCAAUACGAGGUUUUAGGUUCUAUCACUUCAACCAAUCCCUCAGAAUUGUCGGCAGAAUUACUUCAAGAUGAAAAUUUUUCAGACUUGAAUAUUAGCGAAAUACUUGAAGACAUGGAUAAGGCAGAGGGAGCAUUAAAUGAGCUUGAUGAGAGGCUUGAUAAUCUAAAUGCAAAAAUAGAUGCACUUCUCGAAGAACAAGCUCCUAAUGAAAUUAAGUCAGCUGAAGAGGAGAAAACUGAAGUGAAACAGUCUGAAGAGAAAUCAGAUAAAGAGAAAAAUUAG